GAUUACAGUCGUUUUUGUUAGUAUAUACUGUUAGAGUACUUGUUUGUUGAGAUUUUGUGUGUUUUGGGAGAUUGUAUGGCUGUGUGGUGAAGUAAUUGAGACAAUUCAGUGAAACUGAAGUUAUCUGUGAAGUAUGAUGAAGGACAUGGUAGUUUAUGAAGAUAUAGACACAGAAUUUGAUAAGGCUGUGUUAGGACUCAGGCAACAGCUUAAAGAUGAUGAGGAAGCUUUAGAACAAAAAAUUGUAAAGCUGGAGUCUAGUAUUGCAGUGGCAAAGCAACUGAUGGAGAGAUUCCUGAAAACAAAAGCUAACAAAGCUAAGAGUCAAGCAGCACUGAGUAACACAAGAAAGGUGCAAGGUUUACAACAUCUUAAGCUCACUUUUCCUAAGUUCAGUGAAGGUGAUGAUGUGGAAGACUGGUUACAGGACUGUAAUCAGUACUUUGAGGUAUUUGGAGUCAUUGAGAGGAAGAAGGUGACAGUUGCUGGGAUGCAUUUGGAAGGAACUGCCAGGAGUUGGUACCACAUCUACUCCCUUCAUAAUUCGAUUUGUGAGUGGAAAAACUUUGCUGAACAGUUUACUCAGAGAUUUGGGAAAGGCAAGCAAGAAUGGCUGGUGGAAAGGUUUAAACAACUAAAACAGACUAAGUCAAUGGAACAAUACUACAUUGAAUUUGAGGGACUGGUGGGGCAACUAAAAGAAAAGAUACCCUCUCUGACAGAGGAGUAUUUCUUAGAAAGUUUCAUUGGGGGAAUGCAGGCUGAAGUGCAGCAAGUCCUCAGGAUAUUGACUCCUAAAUCUAGAGAAGAAGCUUAUAAAAAAGCUAAGAGUUUAGAACAAAAUAGAAAGGGAAACAAAGGGGAUUCUAACCAACUUAAGCCAGCAGCCAAGGAGAAACAGGCUGUAAAUCAAGGAAUUGUGUUACAAAUAGAAGCAAGGGCCACAGAGGAGCUUGAAUCAACUGCAUGCAAGGACACAUCAAUCAGUAAAGGAAAUGUCAUAGUCACAGAAGGGCCAACAACUAAUGAAGAUUGUCUGAAUCAGGAGCAGCAGAUAGAAGUGUCUGUACAUGCCAUUGAGGGUCUUAAAGGGAGUCAAACUAUUACUUUGACAGGAUACAAGAACAAGAAGCAGUUUUCUAUUCUGAUAGAUGGGGGAAGCACCCACAGUUUCUUAGAUGAGAAGACAGCUUCACAACUAAAAUGUGAGCUGGUUAAAACUAAACCUAUGAGAGUCAUGGUUGCAAAUGGAAAUCAGCUGGUUAGUCAUUAUGAAUGUCAAGGAUUCUCUUGGAACAUUGGUAAAUAUAAGUUUCAGACUCCUGUGAAAACUUUACCAAUGGGAAGCUAUGAUCUGGUGUUGGGGGUAGAUUGGCUGGGUUCUUUAGGUCCUGUAACAUUUGACUUUAAGAAACUAGAAAUGAAAUUCCAAAAGGGAGAAGAGUUGAUUGUAUUACAAGGAAAUCACAAUGCUGGUAAACCCAGGCUACACCAAAUGACUGCUGAUCAGUUUGUGAGAAGUUGUGAGAGGCAAGAGCAUGGACUUCUGUUCAUUCUGGAUGUAGUUCAACAACCAGAAGGAUCCUUACUUUCUCAUCAGAGGGAUGAUGGCACUGAAUCAGAAAGAAACAAAGAACAGCUUCAAGGUUUGUUGGAUGAGUAUGAGGAUAUCUUUAAGGCUCCUGCAGGGUUGCCUCCUGAGAGGAAAAUAGAGCAUUCAAUUGACUUAAAAGAGGGCUCACAGCCUUUCUCUAUGAGGCCCUAUAGGAACUCUUAUAACCAGAAGAAUGAAAUUGAAAUUCUAGUUGCAGAAAUGCUGGAAUCUGGGAUAAUUAGGCCUAGCAGCUCACCAUUUGCAUCUCCUAUUUUACUGGUGAAGAAGAAGGAUGGGAGCUGGAGGUUUUGCAUCGACUACAGGAAGCUAAAUUCAAUGACUAUAAAGAAUAAGUUUCCAAUUCCUCUAAUUGAAGAACUGUUAGAUGAGCUUCAUGGGGCUAAGUACUUCACUAAGCUAGAUCUAAGAGCUGGCUACCACCAAGUCAGGAUGAAAGAAAGGGAUGUAGAAAAAACAGCUUUUAGAACUCAUUUGGGGCACUAUGAAUUUACUGUCAUGCCAUUUGGCCUCACCAAUGCCCCUGCUACUUUUCAGAGUUUGAUGAAUGAAGUCUUCAGGCCCUAUUUGAGGAGUUUCACUCUGGUUUUUUUUUAUGACAUUUUGGUCUACUCUAAGACCAGGGAAGAUCAUCUGGUACACUUAAGGAAGGUCUUUCAGCUAAUGAGGCAACACACUUUAUUUGCUAAGCUUUCUAAAUGUGAAUUUAUGACUGCUCAAGUUGCUUACUUAGGACAUGUCAUAUCACAACAAGGGGUAGCUGUAGACCAAGCUAAAGUUGCUGACAUGGCUUCCUGGCCUAUACCUCAGAAUAUAAAGGCACUAAGGGGGUUUCUGGGCUUAACUGGAUAUUAUAGGAAAUUUGUGAAGGAUUAUGGUACUAUAGCCAGGCCUCUGACAGACUUACUGCAGAAAGACAAUUUCCACUGGAAUAAAGAAGCUACUGAGGCUUUCAGGGCUCUUAAGGAGGCUAUGGCUAGUACUCCAGUACUGAGGCUGCCAGACUUUAGUAAGGAGUUUACUAUUGAGUCUGAUGCUUGUAACUCUGGUAUUGGUGCUGUGUUGACUCAAGAAGGACAGCCUCUGGCUUAUUUCAGCAAGGCAUUGGGUGCAAGGGGACAAGCAAUGUCUACCUAUGAAAAAGAACUAAUGGCAGUAGUAGCAGCUGUGAAGAAGUGGUCUGCCUAUCUCAUGGACAAGCAUUUUACUAUCAAGACUGAUCAUUGGUCCUUGAAGUAUUUGACUGAGCAAAAGAUCAGUAAUUUGCUGCAGCAAAAGUGGAUUAGCAAGUUAUUAGGCUAUGACUACACAAUUGUGUAUAAAAAAGGCAAAGACAACACUGUGGCUGAUGCUUUGUCCAGGAAAUUUGAAGAUUCUGCAAAUGGAAGUGCUGGCAACCAUGAGGACAUGGCUGAAUUUAAGGGGGAAGGAAUGUCAGGAUCAGAAUGUCAGGAUCAGAGCAAUACUAGUAAUAGCAAGUAGGAUAGGGGUAACUAAGUAAAUUUCCAUUCUGUUAUGACAGCUGUGUUAGCAAGAGUCUAUAAAUAGUCAAGGUGUGCUGUGAAUUGCUAUUAUGCCUAAUAUGAAAUACAACUUCUUCUCCAAGUUUCUC
This is a messenger RNA of Daucus carota subsp. sativus, 3224 nucleotides long. RefSeq lists its product as uncharacterized. The record is from RefSeq and is a predicted model, not a curated record. Bases 134 to 3094 code for a protein of 986 amino acids. Lineage: Eukaryota; Viridiplantae; Streptophyta; Magnoliopsida; Apiales; Apiaceae. The transcript has a single exon.